Rhineura floridana is the source of this 2034-nucleotide messenger RNA. Its product is annotated as bactericidal permeability-increasing protein-like. Lineage: Eukaryota; Metazoa; Chordata; Lepidosauria; Squamata; Rhineuridae. Gene Ontology annotation, biological process: lipopolysaccharide-mediated signaling pathway; defense response to Gram-negative bacterium; innate immune response. The transcript has 15 exons. Gene Ontology annotation, molecular function: lipopolysaccharide binding. The coding region runs from base 55 to 1488 and encodes 477 amino acids. The record is from RefSeq and is a predicted model, not a curated record.
ACAUUCAGCCUCCCUGGGCAGGAGUCUCCAAAAGGGCUCUGGGCUGCAGCAAGGAUGUCCAAGGGCAACUUGUUCCUGGCUUCUCUGCUGGUUUUUCUUUACUACUUGGUGCUCUCCACAGGCACAAGACCUGGGUUUGUGGGCAGAAUCACCAGCAAAGGCCUGGAUUAUGGUCGCCAGGAGGGCGUUGCAGCCUUGCGACGGAAGCUGGCCGGCCUGACUCUGCCCGAGUUCUCUGGGUCCGUCAGAGUUAAAGUCCUUGGAAAUGUGAAAUAUAAAUUCGACAGCUUGAAUAUUCCCAGUUUCCACUUGCCAGACUCAGCAAUCGCCCCAGUCCCUGGCGUGGGCCUCAAGGUCUCCAUCAGUAAUGCCUUUGCUCAAUUGACGGGCAAGUGGCAGGUGAAGAAGUGGUUUUUCAAGGACCGUGGCUCAUUUGACCUGAAGACUGAGGGCAUCUCCAUCUCUGUGGGCUUGAAGCUGGGUAGCGAUUCUGCUGGGAGACCAACGGCCACCACAGCUGGUUGCACUGCUCACAUCUCUACGGUCAAAGUGCACUUUUCGGGCGGGUUGAGCUGGCUGUACAAUCUCUUCCGCAGAAAAAUUGAGUCAGCCCUCAGAAGGACCAUGGAAGGCCAGGUCUGUAAGACGGUGACCAGCUCAAUUAGCUCCAAGCUGCAGCCUUUUCUGCAGACUCUGCCAGUCACAGCAAAACUUGACAAGGUGGCCGGGAUCGAUUAUUCCCUGGUUGGGCCUCCUGUUGCUACCCAGGAUUCCUUGGACCUGGACCUGAAGGGUGAAUUCUUUUCCCUCGCCCAUCGCUCUGCUGCUCCUUUCCAACCACCUGCACUGGCUUUCCCUGUCGAUCAUGACCGCAUGCUUUAUUUUGGGAUCUCCAGUUACUUCUUCAACACGGCGGGCCUCGUGUACCACAGCGCAGGAGCCCUGACCUUUUCCAUCACCGACGACAUGGUUCCAAAGGAGUCUAAAAUCCGGCUGUGCACCAAGUUCUUUGGGGCCUUUCUUCCACAGCUGGAAAAGCUGUACCCCAACAUGCUCAUGAAGCUCCAGGUUUCGCCUCCUUCUGCCCUGUCUCUGACUAUUGCGCCUGGAGUCCUGUCGCUGAGUCCAACGGUCGAUAUCCAAGCUUUUGCCAUCCUGCCUAACUCUUCUCUGGCUCCCCUCUUUGUACUUAACGUGUCAACCACCAUUUCAGCCAAUGUUACUGUUGACUCUACCAAGAUUUUUGGGUCCCUGAAGCUUGGCAGGCUGCAGCUGUCCUUGAAGCACUCGGAUGUCGGGCCCUUCUCCGUACAAUUAAAGGAAGACCUCCUGAACUACUACGCUGCAAGCAUCCUGAUCCCUCAAAUUAAUGCCCGACUGGCUGAGGGAUGCCCUUUUCCUCUCCCAAAUCAGGUGAAGCUCUCCAAAGUCAUCCUCAAGACUCAACAGGACUUCCUGCUCAUUGGAGCAGAUGUUCGCUAUGGUUAGAGAUGACACAGAAGACAAGAAGAGAAGCUGAGUGGCCGAGAUGCAGUGAAGAAUGUCACUCUCCCUUCUGUUUCUGCAGCUUGGUCUCGUGGUGGGGGGUGGAAGCACUCAGGAAGGGGCUCACUAACUCCUUCUCCUUAUUUGCUGUGCUGUCAUUUUUGUCCCUCAACUUUCCUUAAAUGAAAUCUCUGUGGUUCAAGACCUGUUGACCUCCAAAUGCCUUCUGCUAAGGACAAAGGACAGGAAAUGGUCCUUGCCUCCUUCUUGCUCAAGGCCCUGUUGAGUGUUCUAGCGCUAGAGUGGUACAGUAGAAAGCCUUCAGUUUCUUCAUAAUGUUGUUGUUAUGUGCCUUCAAGUCGAUUACGACUUAUGGCAACCCUAUGAAUCUGCGACCUCCAAUAGCAUCUGUCGUGAACUGCCCUGUUCAGAUCUUGUAAGUUCAGGUCUGUGGCUUCCUUGAUGGAAAGGAAUCAAUCCAUCUCUUGUUUGGCCUUCAUCUUUUUCUACUCUUAAUAAAUAAAUACUUCAUAAUAAAUAAAACAUAUU